AUGGAUUUCGCUGUGGGAUUGUAUCUGCUUUUGGCGGUGUUGGACUAUGGGAGCAGCUCACUGGGUGGCAUCCUCUACCGUGUUCGUGAAGAGCAGCCUCCAAGCACAGUGAUUGGCAGCCUGGCGGCUGACCAGGGCUUACCUGACUCGGGACAUCUAUACAAGCUGGAGGUGGGCACCCCUUACUUGAGGGUGGAUGGAAAAACAGGAGAAAUAUUCACCACUGAGACCCCCAUAGACAGAGAAACGCUGAAGGAUUGUCGAAUAAAAGGAAAGCCCUGCUUUCUGGAGUUCGAGGUGUCAGUCACAGACCUAAUCCAGAACCAAAGUCCACGACUGAUUGAGGGACGGAUCGAGGUGCUGGACAUUAAUGAUAACACCCCACAGUUCCCCUCACCUGUGCUUACUCUUUCUGUUCAGGAGAACACUCACAUGGGAGCCACCUUUUCCAUCCCACUGGCCACUGACAAAGACACAGAGCGUAAUGGAGUAGCUGAUUAUACUCUCUCUGCUGGACCAGAGGCUGUUUCACUUUUUGGCCUGCAAGUGGCAGAUGACAGGGGUGAGAAAUUGCCUCAGCUCAUUGUGAUGGGAAACCUGGACAGAGAGUUGAAGGAUUCCUACGACCUUACUAUUAAAGUAGUGGACGGGGGAAGCCCACCACGCUACAGUAGUGCCUUGCUGAGAAUUGUCGUCACGGAUGCCAAUGACAAUGCUCCCAAGUUUGAGAAAUCCUCCUAUGAAGCGGAAGUUUCAGAGAACAGCCCAGUUGGACACUCAGUAUUGCAGGUCAAAGCUAAUGACUCAGAUCUGGGUCCAAAUGGUGAGAUUGAAUACACUAUACACCAGGCCAGUGAUCCAGUCCCAAAGUUACUUCAGAUUGACCGUUCCACUGGCAUCAUAUACGUCAAAGGCCCAUUGGAUCGUGAAGAGAUAAACAGUCUAAAAUUCCAUGUAAUUGCCCGGGACAAAGGUCCUUCACCUAAAAGUUCCUCUACUUACGUUUCUGUUGAUGUAACUGACCAGAAUGACAAUGCACCAGCUGUGGAGAUCCGUGGUAUUGGUCUUAGGACUCAUAGCGACGGAGUGGCAAACAUCUCUGAAGAUAUGCCAGUGGGCACAGCCGUGGCGCUGGUGCAAGUUUCAGAUAAGGAUGAAGGAGAAAAUGCAGUGGUGACUUGUGUGGUAGCUGGGGAUGUUCCAUUCCAGCUCCGACCAGCUGGUGAUUCCUUUGUGGAUAACAAAAAGAAGUACUUUUUACAAACCACCACACCUCUAGACUAUGAACGAGUCAGGGACUAUCGGGUAGAAAUUGUCGCUGUGGACUCAGGCAACCCAGCUUUGUCCAGCACCAACUCUUUGAAAGUCCAAGUCACUGACAUUAAUGACAAUUCUCCCAUAUUCUCACUGCCUGUGUUUGAAGUAGAGUUUGCUGAAGAAAACCAGCCAGGAGAAAAGGUUAUUGAUGUUAUUGCUUUAGAUGCAGACAGUGGAACCAAUGCAGAACUCAUUUACAGCAUUGUUGCAGACUCCUCAACAAGGGGACUUUUUGAGAUUGACGCAAACACAGGAGAAGUAAGAGCAAGAAGCCCACUUGACCGUGAGCACAAGGAACGUUAUGAGUUUCGUGUCACUGCAGCAGACAAGGGUGUUCCUAGCCACAGAGGAACAGCAACAGUUGUUAUAAAGGUGCUGGAUCGAAACGACAAUGACCCCAAGUUCAUGCUUAGUACCUACAGCUUCUCAGUACUGGAGAACAUGCCACCACUUAGCCCUGUUGGCAUGGUGACUGUAUUAGAUAUGGAUAAAGGUGAAAAUUCUCAAGUCCAGCUCUCUGUGGAACCAAAUGUUGGAAAAUUUGUAGUUCAGAAUGGCACAGGAACUAUCUUGUCCAGUAUAUCCUUUGACCGGGAGAAAGAAAGUAGCUACACUUUCCGACUUAAAGCAGUGGAUGGAGGGGACCCGCCUAGGUCAUCUUAUGUUGGUGUGACCAUCAAUGUUCUCGACGAGAAUGACAAUGCACCUGUAGUAACAAAGCCUUCCAAUUCAUCUUUCACACGUCUGUCCCCCCUGGCAUCACCUGACAGUGUUGUUGAGGUGGUAGAGGCUGAGGAUAUGGACUCUGGUGCCAAUGCUGAACUGGUCUAUAGUAUAGCUGGUGGAAACCCUCAUGAGCUCUUCUACAUCUCUCCAUCUGAUGGAAAGAUCAAACUAACCAAGGAGCUGACUCGAAAACAUGGGGGACUGCAUCGAUUAGUUGUGAAAGUGAGCGAUAGAGGCAAACCUUCCCGCCAUGCAACUGCCUUGGUGCACAUUUAUGUUAAUGAGACCAUUUCAAACGUCAGCCUAGUGGAGGGUCUAGUGGGACAUAGUUUAUACACUCCACUAGACACGGACAUUGCAGGUGACCCUGACUAUGGUCUAGCUGCUCAAAGAAGCAACAUUGUGUAUGGUAGUUUAGCUGGCAUGGCAGGGGUUGUUACAGUAAUUAUAGCAGUAGUUUUCAUCAGACAUCACCUACAGAGGGAAACCAAAAGUGGCUAUCAAGCUGGGAAAAAAGAGACCAAAGAUCUGUAUGCUCCCAAACAAGGGCCAAAGUGCAUUAAGAGCAAAAAGGGGAGAAAAGGAAAGCCUCAAAAGUCACCUAAACCUCUUGGAGAAGAUGAAGAGGUUAGUCUUCAAAAGAGUCUAAAAUUUAACAUUGACGGGGUUAAUGAUAGCCCCAGGAUCCACCUGCCUUUGACCUACCCACCUGGCAGCCCUGACUUGGGCAGGCAUUAUCGCUCAAAUUCACCCCUGCCUUCCAUUCAACUUCAGGCCCAGUCUCCAUCUGCUUCCCAGAAGCAUCAAGCAGUCCAGGAGCUUCCUGCCACCAAUACAUUCGUGGGAACAGAAAGAGAUGACAACUCUACUGGAUCUGACCAAUACUCGGAUUACAGCUACAAAACCAGUCAGCCAAAAUACAGCACAAAAUCGCUGCCUCAUCGCAGAGUGACGUUCUCCACAGCCAAUCCGGUCCAGGAUGCCCAGGAUUCAUCUCAGCAGAGCUACUAUGAUAGUGGCCUUGAGGAGUCGGAGACACCCAGCAGCAAGAGCUCUUCGGGACCCCGUCUUGGCCCACUGGCCCUGCCCGAGGAACACUACGAGAGGACCACCCCGGACGGCAGCAUUGGAGAGAUGGAGCACCCUGAGAAUGACGUUCGCUCGCUGCCAGACGUUGCCAUGACGGGAACCUGCAGUCCGGAGUGUAGCGAGCUCGGCCACUCGGAUGCCUGCUGGAUGCCCGGACAGCCUUCGCCUGCUCGCAAGACACGCACCCUGCCCAAACUCUCCACCUUCGUGCCUUACCAGGAGAGAGGGACCCUGGGACGGCUUGCGAACGGCGAGCCCCGGCCCCGCCUUCCGCCUUCCCGCAGUGCCUACGUCCCCAACGACCACUCCCCUAACGACCAUGUCCCGGUGGAGGAGGUUCCUUUGAGCGUCACAUCCGAGUUCCCACCCACCAGCUCCACCUCCAAUCACGCCCCUAAACGCGAGAUAUACCUGUGAGCAAAGCACCAUUGUUGAAAAUAAAUUGCAGUGAGAUGCGCGGAGCAGAAAUGCGAGGAAGCGCGGAGUGAAUGAGAAUAGCGAAUCAGGCUGUUCGUGGACUUGUGGUAGAGUGUAUUUAUAUGUCUAUUUAUUUAUUUGCUCAUAAAUGCAUAAAUUUGUCUAUUUAUUAUUUUACUCUUUUCACUGAUAAAACAGCUUGAACACUGAAUGACUUAGCUUCUUUAGCCUGUGGAAUGUUUACUGGAUCUUUUCGGACAGUGUGACCUGAGCUGUAGUGCCAUAACAAGCCUGAAGCACCUGCUCGGCUUCUUCUAGAGUUUUCUGGAUCGGAUCCUUGUCCGAACGGAGCAGCAUUAGUACCUGUAUAGCCGUGUAAAUACAUUUCUAUGGUGUGUAUAUAUGAGUAUUGCAACCAGGUUCGAGCUGGGAUCAAAAAAAGAAAUAUAUAUCUAUUAAAAAUGCUACAUUCCGAACAAAUCAGCCUGAACACAGGUGGUAUUGAUGGUACAAGUGGUGCUAAUGGCUAGAGAUUCACACGCAGCUCCACACUCUGGACAGUGUGCCGUUACGAACUUGUAUCUGGCACGACCAGCGCUCUGUUCUAUAGCUUACCUUGUGUGUGUACGAAACCUAACUGAUGUGUUUGGCACUGUGAACCCUAAACUCCACCCAGCAGGUAAAGCUUUUGGAACACAGCUUCCUGUGAAGCUACAACGGCUUUUCUUUUUUGGGAGAAAAAAAUCUGCACUGAGCCUUGACAUUAGCAAUUCUCUGUGUCAGGAAUUGAUGGACAGUCGGAGUGACCGCCCAGUCUGACUGAGCUGAAACAUCUUCACAUUUUCACAAGCUUCUCUUUCAACGUUUCUACUCAUCAUCAUCUAU
Messenger RNA from Trichomycterus rosablanca, 4434 nucleotides. It is a transcript of the gene pcdh1a, whose product is annotated as protocadherin 1a. Gene Ontology annotation, cellular component: plasma membrane. Gene Ontology annotation, molecular function: calcium ion binding. Gene Ontology annotation, biological process: homophilic cell-cell adhesion. The transcript is spliced from 4 exons. The record is from RefSeq and is a predicted model, not a curated record. Lineage: Eukaryota; Metazoa; Chordata; Actinopteri; Siluriformes; Trichomycteridae. The coding region runs from base 1 to 3549 and encodes 1182 amino acids.